Lutzomyia longipalpis is the source of this 2081-nucleotide messenger RNA. RefSeq names its product luciferin 4-monooxygenase-like. Gene Ontology annotation, biological process: long-chain fatty acid metabolic process; fatty-acyl-CoA biosynthetic process. Gene Ontology annotation, molecular function: long-chain fatty acid-CoA ligase activity. Lineage: Eukaryota; Metazoa; Arthropoda; Insecta; Diptera; Psychodidae. The record is from RefSeq and is a predicted model, not a curated record. The transcript is spliced from 3 exons. The coding region runs from base 148 to 1764 and encodes 538 amino acids.
UGCUGGGCUGAAGAGUGGGGGCAGAGAGAGGUGGAGAUGGAUAAAGUCAUAUAAGAAGCAACUGGGCUUUUGGUGCAAUCUCAGUCAGUUGCGUACAAAGUGUCUGUGCAUGUUGGUUGGUGAGGGAACAAUUAGAAAGAAAGAAAAAUGUUCACAACAAAGUACGAUAGUUCGCGAAAAGUGUGGAGUGGACGGCAUUUGGCGCCAUUUCAUCAUGCAGGUGUCUCACUGGGACGCGCCAUUUGCUACACUCUCACCUAUGAUCGUCGCAAAGUGGCCCAGAUCAGUCACGACACGGGGACUCGCACGACAAAUGGGGAGCUGUGCGAUCAAAUGCUCACGAUCGCCAGCAAUUUGAUCACAAAGGGCGCCAGUAGGGACAAAGUGAUCGCGAUCGUGGCGAAAAAUGGACCCCUCAUUGCUCCAACGGUUUUUGCCGCCUUCUACCUCGCUAUCCCCGUGAACACGCUCGAUCCGAACUACGAAAAAGCAGAGAUCACCCACAUGUUCCGCCAAACCGAACCAGGGAUUGUCUUCUGCGAUCACGACAACUACACAACGGUCAAAAGUGCCGUGAAUGAGAUCAGCAGCAAAGCUAAGAUCAUCAAUUUCGGCCCGAGGAUCUCUGGAGUUGAGAACAUUGAGGAUUAUCUCGUGAAGACUGGCUUUGAGAAUUCAUUGGAUUCCCCAGAUGUUGAUGAGAAGACAUGCGGACUUAUUCUUUGUUCUUCAGGCACAACUGGUCUAUCAAAGGGUGUCAACCUUACCCACCAACACAUGCUGUACUUGUCUGGGAUUCCGUGUUUUGUGGAACAUCCGGAAAAUGGGCUAAUGCUGUGCUUCAGCUCCCUCUACUGGCUAUCGGGCAUCAUGCACUUGCUGCUAACAACAUUCUGCGGCAUGACGCGCAUCAUUACAACGCAAACCUUCAGCCCUGAGCUCUUCCUGAAUAUGGUUGCGCAGUACAAAGUGACCCACAUGAUUUCGGCUCCGGUUCACUUGUCCAGUGUCCUGGAAUGCACCUCCCUCACACCCACCUCCCUGGUUAGUUUACGUGAGUACAUGGUCGGCGGAAGUGUCGUGCCGGAAGAGAAGUGGAUGAGGGCGCAGGAUUACCUGCCAAAUGGCUUCGUUCGCAUUGUCUACGGCAUGAGUGAGGUGGGAUUCACAACGCGACAGGACUACAGGACACAGAAGUACUGCGUUGGGAAGCUCGCGCCGGAUUUGCAGCUGAAGAUUGUCAAUUCGAACAAUCAGAAUCUUGGGCCAGGAGAAUCAGGGGAACUUUGCUUCAAACCACGCUACAGAUUCUUAGGUUACAUUGCAAACGCUAAGGCCACAGAUGAGAUGAUCGACGACGAAGGGUUUGUACAUUCAGGCGAUAUUGGCUACAUGGACAACGAUGGUGAUCUCCAUAUUGGGGAUCGUCUCAAGGAUAUCCUGAAGUACUGCAACCACCAUGUUUCACCUUCUGAGAUCGAGAAUGUUAUUUGUCGCAUUGAGGAGGUGGAAUAUGCGGCUGUUGUGGGGAUUCCCGAUCCCGUCGUUACGGACCUUCCGGCCGCCUUAGUUGUCCUCAGGGAGGGUGCCAAUGUCACCGCGAACGACAUAACCCAACUUGUUGCUGCAACACUUUCGGAUGCAAAGCAACUCCGUGGUGGUGUCUACUUUGUGGAGAAACUUCCACUAACGGCAUCCGGGAAAGUGAUCAAGCGUAAGGUGAGGGAGAAGGCGAUAGAGCUCUACCGUGCACGGCAUCAGUGAUCAGCUUUACGCUUCACGCCGCGAGAACUCUCAUUGCCACCUGCGUCACUUUUCUUGUCACCUCCCUCCCACAAGCUGUGCCGUACAAAACGCUUCGCCGCCGGUACAUUUACGCGUGGCAUCAGUGUCUUCUUGUCGUGAAUUUGCUUCUGGCGGACCAUUGCCUCGCGUACUCGGGCUAGUUCGUGCUUCACCGUGUGCUGUCAUAUGAAAUGUCAAUUUUAGCUUAUGUGUCAUGUUGAAAUGUCAAAAGAUAAAGAUUUAUUGCAUGUUUUAAUGUAAAAGUCUAAUAAAUAUUAUUGUUUAGUUAUUGGAAA